AUGAUUCAACUAUUACCAACUGAACUACUUUGGACUGUUCUAAAUAAUUUGGAAUACGGAGACUUGGACAACUUGUGGAAAAUUAAACGACUUGAACCCACCAUUCUCUAUUAUAUUCAAACGCAUUACAAGUUUCAUUACCAGAUAUCAUCCUUAUUACGCAUCUUUGAAGCCAUUACACCCACAGCUCGACAGCAAGCGGAGACAAAGACAAGAAUGGCGAGAGAGAUGCUCGAAUUUAUAAGAUCGAGUGUCGCAUGUUUACCAAAAUAUGAACAUCGUAGCAAGUUUACGGAAUUACUCGACAUUGUACAACAAUUGACACUCCAACGCAUCUUGGCUUCCGAUUUUAAGGCCAAUGGAUUGGAACAUGAUUAUGCAGGAUUAUGUUUACAAGUGAGAGCUCUUUAUCUACAUACACCUUCAAUCCGAGUUUUACAUGACCCAAAAUAUAGAAGACGCAGUACAAAGCAUCCAUUAGCACCCUUCUUACCUCGAGACUAUACUUUUGUGUGGCGAUUGCAUUGUAGUCUAGGUGACGAUGAAAAGGAACGAGGUGUGCGUACACGAUUUGCAAACUUCUUUGGAGGUCUGUUUGAAGCAACGAGUUUAUACCUGGAGUCGAACCUAGAUGGCACAUUUGAGGAGUGUGUAAGGGAGGCACUUGUGACGGGCAAUGCACAGGAUUUAUUGAUCCUGUGUGUGGCAGCGGCACGACCUGUAGAUGUGGAAGGUAUGUGUAUGAUGGUGACAGAUGCGGGAGAGCAAUUAAGGCAUUAUUUGGAUACCAUGGAUCAUUGGAUGACCACAGAUCCGACACCUCAACAAACGUUUCGGUUACAUCAAGAAGAUGAAGGAGAUAGGACGCAUUCUCCACCGUUACCACCGCCUGAAUGGUUAAUACCCGAUCGAUACAAGGUGAAUAAAGAUGCUGUAUUAAGACUUCAGCUCAUGGAUAAUCUGUACAAGAAAGGUUGGCGAUGGUUUGAUUAA
Molecule: messenger RNA, 993 nt
Organism: Mucor mucedo
Lineage: Eukaryota; Fungi; Mucoromycota; Mucoromycetes; Mucorales; Mucoraceae
Exons: 3
Coding region: 1-993 (330 amino acids)
Source: RefSeq, a predicted model, not a curated record